GGAAACAGCUGCACACUCCAGGACUCCAGUUCAGGUCAAGUCCAUAACGGUUUCCUCCAGAGUCCUCUUUCCACUCCUUCUGCAGCAAUUCAUCCAUCAGCAUGUCUUAUAUGAGUCAGACCACAUACUCAAGUGGCCCUGUAGGCUUCACUGGGAGCUCUACAGUCUCCCAGAGGCGUAUGGGCUCACUGUCCUCUGCACCCAAGGCCUACAGCAUGCAUGGAUUUGGCUCUAGAGGCAGCUCCCGCAUCUCCUCGACUGUCUCGAGAACUGUGUCUUCUGGCUAUGGUGGUGGACUGGGCGCUGGAUUCGGUGGUGGCAUGGGUGGCGGGAUGAGCGGAGGUGGCUUCAGCCUGUCUGCUGCCGUGGACGGUGACACCGUCCAUCUGAAUGAGAAGGCCACCAUGCAGAACCUGAACGAUCGUCUGGCCUCCUACCUGGAGAAGGUGCGCUCACUGGAGGCUGCCAAUGCUAAACUGGAGCUGCAGAUCCGUGAGUACUAUGAGAAGAAAGGACCAGCUGCCCAGAAAGACUACAGCCACUACUGGGCUACCAUCAAUGACCUGAAGGACAAGAUCAAAAACGCGACCAUCGGCAAUGCCAACAUCCUUCUGCAAAUCGACAAUUCAAAGUUGGCUGCUGAUGACUUCAGGACAAAGUAUGAGCACGAACUGAUGAUGCGCCAGUCUGUGGAGGCUGACAUUGCCAACCUGCGACGCCUGCUGGACCAGACCACACUGACCAAGGCUGACCUGGAGAUGCAGAUUGAAGGUCUGCAGGAUGAACUGGCCUACCUGAAGAAGAACCAUCAGGAGGAACUGGCAGCUCUGAGGUCUCAGCUGACUGGCACCGUGAACGUGGAGGUUGAUGCUGCUCCUCAGCAGGACCUGAAAAAAGUUCUGGAUGAAAUUCGUGCUCAGUAUGAGACCAUCACAGAAAAACAUCGCAGAGACCAAGAGGCGUGGUUCAAUGACAAGUCGGCAGCAUUGACUAAGGAAGUGGCCAUCAGCACAGAGACCAUCCAGACGACCAAGACAGAGAUCACAGACCUGAGACGAACACUCCAGGGUCUGGAGAUCGAACUGCAGUCCCAACUGAGCAUGAAAGCAGCACUGGAGAACACGCUAGCAGAGACAGAGGCACGCUUCAGUGCUAUGCUAGCAGGUUACCAGAACCAGAUUAACAUGCUAGAGGCAGAGCUGGCCCAGGUUCGGGCCAGCAUUGAGCAGCAAGGUCGGGACUAUACCUUGUUGUUGGACAUCAAGAGCCGUCUGGAGCAGGAAAUCGCCACCUACAGGAGCCUCCUGGAAAAGGAGGAGUCCAGGACUCCAGGCCAAGGUGGAUCCACUGUCACCACCACCACCACCACGGUGCGCUCAGUCAACUAAGCAGAGCAGACUACUUUCAGAGACGCACACACUAACACAUCAGUCCCAUAGGUCCCUGAUGAUAGUUUCAUGGUAAAUAAUUGUCAAGCAUGGCUACAAAACCCAGGAAAUACCUGUAACCUCUUAAAUUUGAUGAUGGAUUAAAUGCAUUUCCUUGUGUGUGAGAGAAACCUGUCUCUGAAAAUAAAGCUGCUGGCAAACAAACAA
This is a messenger RNA of Pygocentrus nattereri (red-bellied piranha), 1595 nucleotides long. It is a transcript of the gene krt94, whose product is annotated as keratin 94. The transcript is spliced from 8 exons. The coding region runs from base 102 to 1388 and encodes 428 amino acids. Lineage: Eukaryota; Metazoa; Chordata; Actinopteri; Characiformes; Serrasalmidae. The record is from RefSeq and is a predicted model, not a curated record. Gene Ontology annotation, molecular function: structural molecule activity.